This is a messenger RNA of Odontomachus brunneus, 5505 nucleotides long. RefSeq names its product protein tipE (gene Teh2). The transcript is spliced from 4 exons. The record is from RefSeq and is a predicted model, not a curated record. Gene Ontology annotation, biological process: regulation of sodium ion transport. The coding region runs from base 37 to 969 and encodes 310 amino acids. NCBI's taxonomy places the organism in Eukaryota, Metazoa, Arthropoda, Insecta, Hymenoptera, Formicidae. Gene Ontology annotation, molecular function: sodium channel regulator activity.
GCCGCAACUAUUGAUUCCGACGAGUCAACGGUGAUCAUGGGGGUGCAGGUGGAGGAGUCCAAGAUCGGGGCCAUGAUAGAGAAGGCCAAGUUCUACACUUCCCUCUGCAUGGGCACUACGGCGAUCCUCGCGGUCUUCGGUUUCCUGUUCCUGAUUCCGUUCGUCGUCGAGCCGGCGAUAUCCACCAUACUGGCGGACUUCUCGCCGCACGCGGUCGCCUGCGUCACGACGGGCCAUGUCUACGCAGAGGGGCUGAAGAACUGCUCGUGGGCAAGUUGUAGGGAGGGUUGCACCAGCGCGGCGCUGCGUUGCCAUCAGAUCAGAGUCAACUACACCAAAAUGCCGUUCGAGGAGUUCAAGGCGAAGCAGUUGGAAGACUCGGUGCCGUGGGACGUCACCGAAACCAAGUUCUUCGUGAACACGGAGGGCUGCGGCUAUCCACCGGCGGUCAACUGUUCCGCCUUCGCGAAGCAGUACGCCUACAGGAACAUGGGGAAGAUAUUUCCUUGUUACUACAGCAGGACGUAUCCGGAGACGGUUGUCGCGAGAUACUCGUGGGAUCAGAAUCUCAGGCACUUGGUGUUGGCCUUGAUCGUGCCUAUCGUGGUGUUCGCCGUGACGGUCGGCGUGCUAUGCUAUUGGUAUUGUCCGCCCGUGGGCAGGACCUGCGGCGGUCCAGGUCGCAAUCUCAUCGACAAGUAUGCUAGAAAGGAAGAGAUCCUCAGUUGUCAAAGUAAUUCCUCCGUACAUCACGUCACCUCUACGUCUCUUUCUGUUUCCGUGAUUUCGUGGCUUUCCGUUCUUGCAGCAUCUUGGCAGAGGACGAGUUCGAGGAAGACGAAGAGGAAUACUGACUGCUACCAAGGGCACACCCCCCUGCGCGGGAGUGAUGCCAGAAAAAUGAUCUCCGAAUGGCUCCAGCGUACUUUACCUUAUAAAUUUAAGCGAUCGAGCAUUAGCGCUUCUUAAAGGAAAUUCACGAAGAGCAGAGUAAAGUCUUCUUAUUGCCGCUUCUUACCGGUUCACUCACUUGGGAUUAUGCUUGACGCUAUCUCCGACUUCUUUUUGUCUUCUCAAUCUGCUCUGAAUCGUGCUUUCAAUAAAUGAAAUGUGCGCCUAGGUUUUAGGUCGAUGACAUGAAAGACGUUUCUCUUUCUCUCUCUCUUUGUCUCUCUUUUUCUCGACAUUCCAUUGCACCAACAUUAAUUAUACGCACUCAAUCAAAGUAAAGAUAAUCUCGGAUCUUAAAUGACGAAGUGAAGAAUCAGCGAACGUCGGGAGAAUCGCUCGCGCGAGAUCUUUGCGAUGAGCACACCUUAAAUUUACGAUGUAAAGUGGGCCGUGAAGAUGAGAGCUCGGACUUUUCAAUUAUCUAUCAGUAUUCCAUGCGAGUUUCAAGAAGGGUGUGGUUCAAAACACGCGACGGUGUCAUCGCGGAAACGUGCUACAUCUGCGAAAUAGAGAAACCAUUACGGUAAUGGACUCGGAGAGGUCAAGAUACGACGGUAACAAUGGGCUUCUGUGUGUGUUUCGGGCUGAGCCGUGAUAAAAAAGGCGCGCCUUCCUACUAAGUGAUAAUUUAAGCUGGAUGAUAGUUUUCAAACGGCACAGAUUAGGUUUUACAGAGCAGCAUCAGGUUUAGACUAAGUUACACGGCCGCGAAUUUACGACUUAAGUCACGUAAAGCUGCCCCUUCGACGAUCAAUGUCGAAAUGCGAAGUGUCGAUGGAAGCAGUGCGAGCUUUCGCGGGAAUCCUGCAGCUCGACGCGGGUCGCGUGAAUUUCUUCACCCCGUCGAGCUCCAAACAAAAAGAUGGAUUCCAAAUGCGGACUCGUGUCGGGCUAACCAUGUUACUCGCUGCACUAGAAAGCGCAUUUGCGGUUGUCAGAAUUUCUCCUCACCUGUCUCACCUGUCUCUCUUGAACUCUUGAUUGGAAUCAGUAACAUCGGCGCCUUUUUGUUACUGCCAUUCUUUCAAGUAGAUCAAACUACGAUCUAUCAUGAUAUAGUUUCUAGUCCUCGAAAAUCGGAUAGGCAUUUUUGUAAAAAUCACAGUGUGAGACACAUUUUCGUUCAAAAUUUGCCAAUCUCUUCUGUCACAAAUGCGUAAAUAGUAGUUCCAACGAAGAUUUGCGAAACUUCGCUUCGGUGCAAAUGUUACCGGUGAAGGAAGAAGUGAAGCGAGUGUGACGUGGUUCGCUAUCGAAAUUCGCUUCCGCACCAAGAAACGUAAGUUAAGGCUAGGCAGUAAGUUAAGCCUGUGAAUAUUACCGAUCGUAAUUCUAUCGAAAUCGAUAUAUAAGAGUUGUUACGAAUUUUGUACGCGGACGCGAGUCACGUCGUGGAGAGAGAGAUUCUAAUUAUACAGAGAAUAUAAAUAUAAAAUAUGUAAAUAUAUAGGAUGAGUCUGAUAGAAAGUUCAUCUCAAAUAUCUUCGGUAUUUCAGACUAUAAGAAAAUAGCACCAACAAAAGUGCUUAUGAUUUCGAAGGAUACGUAACGUAAUGACAAUUAAUUUCUUGUGAAUGGAAGUAUGUAGGAGAUUUGAAGGUCACUUUAUAGUAAAGUUUAUUCUAUUUUAAGUAAAAUUAUUUUAACGUAAUUAUACGGUUUUUCUAACAUAAAUCAAUUUUUUAGAUUCCUUAGAUUUCCGAGGAAUUGAUUUAUGUUAGAAAAUAUAAUAUCAUGAUUCCGUUAAAAUAAUUUAAGGUGAUCUUGAAAUCUAUAAAUAUCCUUCACGAAAAAAAAAUUAUUGUCUUCUUUGAAACUAUAAAUUUUUGUAGGCACUGUUUUCCUAAAUUGUUUAAAAGAGUGGAAAUAUUUGAAAUGAACUAACUCACCCUGUAUAUCCAGACAACACUAGAUCUCUAGAGGACAUCCUGUUGAUAUUCUCAGGACGUAGGGACGUUCUCAGAACGUCUUUAGAGAGAGGAUAUCCUGUGGAGAUCUGUGCUGUUUGAAUAAAUAUAUAUAUAUAUAUAUAUAUAUAUAUUAUAUAUAAUAUAUAUUAUAUAUAAUAUAUAUAUAUAUAUAUAUAUAAUGCGUAUAUAUAUGUAUAUAUAUAUACAUAUACAUAUAUAUAUAUAUAUAUAUAUAUAUAUAUAUAUAUAAAUUUAUGAAUAUAUAUAUUAAAACACUAUAUAUUAAAAUAUGAUACUACUAUAUAUUAAAACAUGAAACGCACGAGAACGCUGGCACGCAUUGUGCGCAUAGUUUAUAGCCUUAGUGAUAAAGAUACUCUUAAGUUAAUUCUUUACGGGGACGCGCGAACUGCGUUCCGUAAGCUACGAAACGACGUCGUCCACUAAAACUCGUACACUCGCGCAAAUCGCUCAGCAAUAAUAUCUAUUCCGUCAGAAACGCCAAAGAGAACCUAAAUAAAUUAAUACACGUGCUAUACAUAAAAAACUUAAUUAAUUGUAAACGACGCCAUUGAACGUCUGAAGCGCGUUUUCUAGCGCGCGGAAGAUUCACCGAAUAACGUUCGAUUGCGCAUUCAAUCAUUUGGACAUUCAGCGAACUAAGAAACUGCUGCGAAACUGUGAACAAAUCAUUUCGUUUUAGCUUGUCGGUGUCUUAGUUCGCCGCAUUCUUUGAUCACUCGGAAAGCGCGACUGUUGAACGGAAGUGCUCUCGAUAACGUUUGUUUCGAAGCGUAUGGAAACCAUGUCGUAACCCUCUACAUCUAGUAUGGUUGUGAAUCCUUACUCGGCCUUACUCUAGGUGUCCUUGAACAUUGGAAACGUUCCCGCGAGGCUUCCAAUGGGACCCUACGUUUUGGCACUCAUUCCCCACUCGAAGCUUGCUAGACUAAUUUUCGUUGAACUACGACCGAUCUCGUCGCGAUCGUCUAUGAAUCGCGCAGAUGUCCAUCGAUUUCAUCUCUCUAGUCGACCUGGCAAUUCAGUCUAAAUUGACGCGGCGACAGAUAAAUCACACAAUCCGAUGAUAUCACGACGCAUGUUGAUGCGAUGUUAAAAAAAAAAAGAAAAACCCAAGAGAAGGAAAAAUCAAAAUUAGAAAUCCCAUAAACAUGGACAAACGUCAGUUUGAGACUCGCGACGAAUUAUAAACCGAGAUACUGCUGCUGCCUCCUUCUCACGCAUCUUCUUCGCGAGAACUUUUGCUCAAGACGCUCACAAUCGACGAAAUUGACGGCGCCAAUCAAACUCACGUGUGUGUGCGCGCGCGCGCACGCGCGUACGCUUAACGCGCUUUUCUCGCGUCGCGAGAGCACCGCGAGGGGGCGGAACUUCUCCAGCAACCGGUUAGAAUUAGAUCUCGUGUGAUACGCGAUUAGCAUAAAGACGUAGCAUGGAGAAGUCGAGCAUCUCGAGCAAGGCACACACCGGGGGAGAGCUCCGAACGCGGACAAUCCAGAAGCGAUAACUCGCACGGCACAAUAUCCGUUUCCCAUCGGUUUUAGGUGCCAAUUGAAUUCGUUAGCUCGACCAAGCCGGUCGCAGUCGUCGUAGGCAGCAUUAUUAGAGCAUUUGGUCGUGAGAGAGAGAUGUUUAUACAUAAAUAUUAUAGAGAACGGGGAUCUCAAGCAGAGAAGACGACCGCUUCUCGUCUUCUGCCUUUGUGAAAUGUGUGACGAAAAGAGCGAGUUGAAGAUAUACUGAAGGACACCACCGUGUUUUACGAAAAGCUUGAGUCGAUUUUGGAUUCUGAUCACGAGACGAUAAGAAGGCUCGCGAAUACCUGCUUGAGAUCCUUCAUUAGAUAGGCGAACAAAUUCUAGCUCCGAUAGUUUGUACCGUACACGGGUGGCGUAGACAGUAAACAAUUCAAAGCAGUUUUCAUCGAGUUUAAAUCGACUUUAAAUCCAGCACGAAUCGCUAGUAAAUCGGGAAAUAUCGCCAACUCUUGUUCUUUCCACACACGAGGUAGUUUACGUAGUACAUUCGAUCGGAAAGCAACGACGGCCGCCUUCGGCCGUUAGCUCGUCCAUGUCGUUCUACUCGACUCGAUGAAUAGACAUUACUCGAUAAUUAACUUUACAUAUUGUACACUAUUUCGCAAUGAUAUUUGGCUAUUAUUGUAAUAGCAUUUGCACUUACUUCAGCCGGGCGUUUAUCAUGCUGAUAUCAUUUCCCUCUCUCUCUCUCUCUCUCUAUCUCUAUCUAUCUCUAUCUAUCUCUCUCUCUCUCUCUCUCUCUCUCUCUCUCUCUCUGUCUCUCUUUCUCGUCUCUUUACUUAUAUGUAAAAUUUACGAUUAACAAUAUAAAUGAACAACGUACUCUUCGAGACGCUUCCUUUCUCUCUACUCGAAAGUUUUCAACCUCACCGACGGGCGUAACUUCGCCCAACCGCUUCGUACAUACUCUCAAUCUCAUUAAAUAUUGUACAUAAUAUAAAUAUAUAUAUAUAUAUAUAUAUACAUAUUAUAUAUAUAAACAGCGCUCGCGCGCUCCGCGGCACAGACAGAUUAUUGUAAAUAAAAGAGAGAUUGUACGAUUUCGUCUGAAAUAUAUAAAAAUACGUUUUCUGUUAUAUAUAACA